Fundulus heteroclitus (mummichog) is the source of this 3063-nucleotide messenger RNA. RefSeq names its product SH2 domain containing 3A (gene sh2d3a). Lineage: Eukaryota; Metazoa; Chordata; Actinopteri; Cyprinodontiformes; Fundulidae. The record is from RefSeq and is a predicted model, not a curated record. The coding region runs from base 103 to 2613 and encodes 836 amino acids. Gene Ontology annotation, biological process: small GTPase-mediated signal transduction; positive regulation of peptidyl-serine phosphorylation. Gene Ontology annotation, molecular function: guanyl-nucleotide exchange factor activity; phosphotyrosine residue binding. The transcript has 19 exons.
CGAGAAGAAAACAAGGGAAGAAGUAAAUGAAUUAGUGGAAGCACAUCUAGAGGUUGGUCAAAAAUACCUGUAAGAGGGCCACAGUGGAUCCUGCAAGUAGACAUGAAUAAUCGCUCUAUCGCCUGGUGGCUGAGACAGAUUGAACUGCCACAGUACACCAAGACCCUAGAGAGUGAAUACUAUGGUCUGGAGGGUCUGAUGCAUGUAAUGGAUGGAGAGCUAAAGGAUGCUGGGAUAGAGGAUGCAGCGCAUAGAGAAACAAUCCUCUCUCAGCUUUCAAGAGAUCGACAGAAGCUGGACCCACUUUCUGAUUAUCAGGUUGUGAAGCGCAGAGUCAGUCGAAAAUAUUCCCUGGGAUCCUCAUCGGACCUGCCAAAGGAUCUUUUUCGUCAGAGCGUUCUUCCUCGUCUCCAUCGUGCCGACAAGAAACACCGUCUGUCCUCUUCCUGCUCUUUGCUCCACCCUCUGGACGAGGACAACGCUCUCAGUCACGAGGGCAAGCACAGCAAGAGGAAGAGUAUCAGUGCAUACUUCAGCCAUCUAAAGAUGUUUGGUGCUCGGAAAGAGAUGGACAUUCUUAAGAAGGAGCUGGAAGAGGAGCUGAAGCUGAGCACAGAUGAUCUGAGAAGCCAUGCAUGGUACCAUGGACAGCUGAGCCGGGAGGUUGCAGGGUCUCUGUUGGAGAGGGACGGGGACUUCCUGGUCCGAGACUCAACCUCUGCUCCUGGAGACUAUGUCUUAAGCUGCUUCUGGAAGAAUAGUCCGCAGCACUUUAAGAUCAUAAAAGUGGUUCUUCGACCUAAAAAGGGUUACUCCCGGGAGUUGUUCCAGUUUGAGGAAGAACGCUUCGACAACGUUCCCGCUCUGAUCCGAUUCCACGUGGGAGGGCGUCGACCCAUCUCCCAGGGUUCAGGGGCCGUCAUCUUCCACCCGAUCAAUCGGACCCUUCCUCUGCGUGUCAUCAGUGAGCGUUACAUGACGGUUAAAAGCGGCGGCGGCGGCACUCUAGGUAGAGGGGGAGAGAACCGGUCUGGGAGCAGCAAAAGAUGCAGCCUGAGCUCCUCCCAAAAGGACACGCUGCAGGCCAUCAAUCCACUGCUAAGGAGUGGAAGUCAGCCCGCUAACAUGGAGAAUGUUGGACGGAGGCCUUCGCUUCAGACUGCACAGUCAGACAGCAAUCUGCGAACUGGCGCUCCAGAUACCGCCCAACCGGAGGACGCAAACCCCGACCCCAUUUCUCCCGUAUUUCGUACAGGCAGCGAACCCCUGCUGAGUCCAAGACCACAUCACACGCGCCCCUUCCACCCAGGUGGCGGUGCAACUUUGCGAGGCUCAGACGGGCAGCUGCAUCCCAGAGCUCCUCCUAAACCCCUCAGGGUCUCCACUGUCUUCGCCAAUGCCACGCCACCUCCUCCCAGAGAGCCAGAUGAAGACCCCUCGUCAUGCUACAGCGAGCUCGUCAUACAGAUCCCUCAGUCUCAAAGGAAAGGCCAUGUGGACCGACUGCGUGCAGAGGAGAAGUGGCAAAGCCGUGCACGCCUCACAGAGACUUCCUUUGGGUUUUUGGAUGCCCAGAACACCGGGACAUCCUCACAGCUGCUGUUUGAGAAAGAGCUCCAGAGGAAAGCAGCAGAGGAAGAGAGGGACUGGCAUUUUGAAUGGCCACAUAUAGAGACAUCAUCCUGUUUCCAGUUGGACCAGUUCAAGUCGCUGCUCUUGCCAGACCACAACAGGCCUCUGGAGUCCAAUGUUCUGCUCACAAUCAAAGAGCUCUUUAGCCGUUCGGAUGCCCAAACUCUAGCUCUGCAUAUGCUCAGUGUUGACUGCCAGGUAGCGCGCAUUGUCGAUGUGACCGAUGAACAGAAGAGGAUUAUGGGAGUGAAUUCGGGACUGGAACUUGUUACUCUGCCACAUGGACACCAGUUACGACAGGAUUUGUUGGAAAGGCAUCAUCUGAUCUCCCUGGGCGUGGCAGUAGACAUUCUGGGCUGCACGGGGACCGUGAACCAGCGAGCAACUGUUUUACACAAAGUAAUUAUGUUGGCUCAGGCCCUAAAAGAAAACGUGCACAACCUUUUCUCCUUCUCGGCCGUUAUGAAAGCUCUGGAGAUGUCUCAGAUAGUGCGGCUGGACAUGACCUGGCAAGCGCUGAGGAGGAACCACACAGAGAGUGCAGUUUUGUACGAGAAGAAACUCAAGCCCUACAUGAACUCCCUGAACGAAGGAGAUGGUUCUGCAGUUCAGGGUCCGAUUGCUGUGCCUCACCUGGUUCCUCUUCUUAUGGUGAUGGAGGGGGAAGACCCCGUGGAAAACAGCGACCGGGGCUGUCAGGUGCUGUACGACGUCCUCCAGUCAGCUCGCAGCGCUGCCUUACACUCCCAGGAUUCCCAGAAACACGCACAGUCCCUGCUCACAGCAGGAGGAUGGGAGCCGGUUCCCGAGCUGCUGGAGGUUUUCCGGACGGAGUUUGCCCUGCGGCUCUUCUGGGGUCAGCAUGGGGCGGUCGCGGACAGGAAGGAGCGAUACGAGAAGUUCGACAAGAUCCUUCGUGUUCUCUCCGAUAAGCUGGAACCUGUGGAAGUCAGUCCACAACAGCCGGGCGCUUUAACCUGAACCGGGUUUCUCCAAAAGGAAGCUCAGAGUCGGACUCCCUUACCAGUGGAAAAAAGGGGAAUAACGUUGCUUUAACUGAGCCUUGAUGCGUUCAGAAACCGAGGAUAUCACAGUUAUGAGAUCUUCACCUGCUGUAGAAAGAGACUCUUUUGUAAAGUUUGUCAGAUGAUUACUUCAUUUUAACUGGAGCAUGCGAGCAGACGUCUGCUGUGAACAGGCUUAAUUAAUUGAUUUAAUUGAAUUUAUUUUCCGUUUUAUCAGGAAGCCUCAAAAGGGUUUGUCAAAAAGUGUUUUUAUUACUUGAGAUUUUAAUGGAGCGACUUGGACAUUUCCAACUGAGCUGUUGGUCCGUUCCCCCCUGGGCUGCUGUUGUAUGAGACUUCAUUUUUAUUUUAAAUAAUGUUUGUCAUUUGGGGGGGUUUGUCUUGCAAUAAAAUAUUUUACUUUGAA